AUGCUUUACGGUAACUUCGUGAAGUGCGAAUAUGAUGUCCACAGCAACAAUGGUGGCGGCAGCAGCAGUAGUAGUAGUAGCGGUGGCGGUGGUGGUGGUGGUGGAGGUGGUGGUCAUGGUUUGAUCAAAGCGUCAUCAGCAGCUGCAACAGCCACCUCCAUGGCGGCCGCCGCUGCUUCUAUAGCCGCCUCAGUGGCGUCAACAACAUCCUCGCCUGCGUCAGCAAGUCAUCUCGGUCAUCACCAUCAUCACACACAUCAUCAUCACCAUCAUCCGAAUGGUGGCCUGUUGGCCGCAGCGGGUUUGGGUGGCAUGGGUGGCCUCGGCAUACCGGUAAGCUGUGCAGGUUUACGUGGUGUGGCGAGUGGUCUCAGUGGCUUGACCACAGCUGGUGGAGUCGGUGUGGGCAUUGGCAGCGGUGGCAGUUCGAGUGGCAGCAACAGUAGCGGGCUUGGGGGUGUGCUGAGUUUGCCGCCAGGUCAUGUGCCAGAUAUUUGCCCUAUCUGUGGUAUAAAAAUUUCGGCAGAAGAAUGGAAUUCACACUUUUUGACCGAACUAGACCGACUCUACAAGCUAAGCUCGGGCAUGGAACGUACGAAUUUACAGGCAUCUUACAUGUUUGCGCCGCCCUGUCCGGCGCAAGAGAAUGCCAUACGCACCAGUCAUAAUCGGUGGGAGACUUUCCAAAGGAUACGCAAUAAUAGACAGAAUCGUUUAAGAAUAAAGGGUCGAAAACGAAAAUAUGGCAAUGAUUUGUACUUCAUGGAAAACUUGUUCUGCAAUUCCUGCCCGAUUUGUAAGCGAAAAUAUGCGAUCGAAGCUGGAAAGAUCCAACCUGAGGAGGACACCAAAAUGCAAGAAGAAAUCGAAACGGUCGAUGUUGAAAGUUGCAAUGACGAUGUGCCCGACUCUGGCUCCGAGCUGACGUCACACUCCCAACUCAGUGUGAAUAGCUUGAGUCACGCGCACCAUCAGCACCAGAACAGCAUUGGCAAUCAGACUCUGGGCAGCAAUAUGCACAGCAGUAAUAGUCAACCCGGAAAAUUAGAUGGCAUCUUAUAUCGAACGGCUUGUGUUAUGAAUAAAGAUGCUGGGAAUAGUGAAGAUGAUUUGAAUGCAACCAGUACUAGCGGCGGAGGUGGUGGCGCUGGCGGCAUGACACAAAAUUGGAAUCACGCGCAACACAACACAGCUCAACACAACACAGCGCAACAACAAGGACAUAUCAGUGUGAAAAAUGUCAGCGAACUGUCAUCGACAACCCAUCACUUCUACAACGCGGACUCGUGUGGCGCUGUUGAUGAGCGCUCCAGUGGCGGUGGUGGCGGCAGCGGCAAUUGUAACGGCAAGGAUGUUUCAAUGGAAACAUGCAAUGCCAACGACAGCGACGAGGAUGUCAUUGUAGACGACGAUGAUUCUAUUAAAAUGACGAAUCUGUGCAGCAAUAAAAAACGAAAGCAUGACGAGACGGUGGUUAGUAGCAGAACAUCAGAUGACCACACGCCAAUGCUGGAGCAGGAGAGACCACGCUCCGAACCACAAGUGACAAGUACCGAGCCAAAUAUGGAAAUGGCGAACAAUAAUAAUAAUAACAACAAUUCCAAAUACAGCACCUUUGAGGAGAUGCGCUCAAAGCAACAGCAACAACAACAACAACAGACGGAACUGGAUAAUGGCCACAGCAAUGUGAGCGGCGUAGGUGCUGGAGGUGGUGGUGGUAAUGCAAACAUAAUGGGACCGGGACUUACGCAAUUGGACACAAAGGUGGGAUUUAGUUCGGAUAAUAAACCGGACGAUGAAAACAAAUGUUUCAUUUGUAAGACAGGUAUAAAGGAUUUUGCCACGGAAUCUUUCUUUCGCGGACGCAACUUGUAUUUCCAUCAGAGUUGUGCGAAUGUGAUGAGCAGCUAUCGGCUAAGUAAAGACUUGCAACAGCAGCAACAAAACCUGAUACAACAGCAGCAGCAGCACCAACAGCAACAGGACGCUCAAAAAUCACCAUCUCCACAACAAUUGGUGAAUCUUUAAGAAUUUAUUAAACACUCACAUCAUAAACACAUUCAAACGAACACACAUAGAAACAUACAUAGAAAGCGCUACACAAAUAAAUUUAUCGUAAGCCGUUUAAGAAUUUAACAUGUUAUCUGACUUAGCAAAAAUAUGCUUAUGUGUACCAUAUAGUAUUUUAAAUAAAAAUAAAAUGUAGACUUAGUGCUAAUUGUGUGAACCGAAGUAUCUACAAAGCUAAGCAUUAGGGAGGUUCUUAUGUGCGUGAAUUUUUGCAAUGCUAUUUAUUACUUGUGUAUUUUUCUUAAAAGUCUGUUAACUACUUUGUACAUUAUGUUAUCUUUUUGAUGUAUUAAAUUUUCUAAAGAAAUAUACUUUCGAUAACAGAUACCCAGAAAUGUUUUAAAAAGACUAGAAAUAGCCUCUUUGCCAUUCGAGCACGGCAUUUCAUUAUAAAGACCCUUUUCCCCACUUACAGCUGGUAUGAAUUUUUAUAGCUGGCGCAGUCACAGAAGCGGCCUAAAAUUCGAUAAGCAAACCACUCCGGCGUGCAGUGAUGUGCGGCCGUUCUGAAACUUCCAUUUCAGGAUUCUUAUCUCGUUUCUAACAAGGAAAUGUUGUUGCUUGCCAAUCGACUGAAAAGAGGAUUUUACCGACGGCUCGAAAAUGGAAGAAUUAAACGCAAUGGUAUUUAUUCGAGGAGCCUGCAGAUCAGGCGCUUUAAUCGAUUGCCUGUCAGCUUCUGAUUCUAUAAUGCAGAAAUCUUUUCCGAAGGGUGUUCCGUUGGGUUUUUCGGGCAUGUUAACAUUGAGGGGAACGAACCAGCUGAUGAAAUGGCUAAAGAGGGUCUGAAAAUCCAAAUAAGCUUCGCACGGCUGGAAAAAAACGACCUACGAACCAAACGGUAUGACGUCGAAAUAAGUACCGGGGUAGCGGGGUAGAUAAGCCUCAAGCCUCCAAACUUAACCAAGCCUCGCAGGAUAGUCCUUUCAACCUUUGUAAGCGGAUCUGCCCGAAACCCGCAAUUCUGUCCGAGGUAACUGUGGUCGAAACAACUAUUUUAUCAAAUGGGGCAAUAAAUAUUUCGAGCGCCAGCCGCUAA
Molecule: messenger RNA, 3109 nt
Organism: Rhagoletis pomonella (apple maggot)
Lineage: Eukaryota; Metazoa; Arthropoda; Insecta; Diptera; Tephritidae
Product: protein Teyrha-meyrha-like
Exons: 7
Coding region: 1-2028 (675 amino acids)
Biological process (GO): protein ubiquitination
Molecular function (GO): ubiquitin protein ligase activity
Source: RefSeq, a predicted model, not a curated record